UGACAAUUGACUGAAAAAUUAUUCUGUUUAUUUAUUCGUAAUGUAAAUACCAAUGAAUCAAAAUUUUCAAUUAAAAUCAAUUAUUUAUUAUUUUAUAAAGUGUUAUUUGUCCACUAGAUCGUAUUUUUAACCAAUUUUUUUAUGUUAACAAAUGAAAUUUUGUGAAAUGAUUUGGAAUCCAUUGUUUUCUAAUAAGUACUAAUACUUUGUUUACAUAAAUGUGCAGAAUUUUGAAAAGGCAGAGUUUUCGAUGAGUGUUACUUGAAUUGAGGUGUUAUAUAUUAGUAAAGACAAUGGACGGACUAACCAAUAUACUGAAUAAUAUAUUGAAAGUAGAUAGUAUCGAGGAAGCUUUUAGUUGCUUCUUAGUCCACAGACCAUCUACAGCAACAGACUCACGUGUGCAGCAGGAGUUAACGAAUGUAUUCAAAACAAUUUCUCCAGAUCAAUUAGACUAUGCUAUUCGACAUUAUUUGACUGUUACAUCUAGCUCAUCCCGAGAUAGGAUGAAGUCUUUAAUAAAUCUACUAGAAUCUGUUGUGAGAAGUAAUGGUGUUGAUGCAAGAGCUGUUUGCGAGGUUCUUACAACACAUGAAAAAUUAGUUAUAAGCAACCAUGAUUUUUGGAUAGAGAGUUUCAAACUUUUACAUCGAAUAAUUGAUUUAGUGAAUUAUAAAGGUGUUCGUGAAAUAAUUAAGGGAUGCUUUGAGAAGGUUAAAACAAUUCCUCAAAAAUUAAACUCAGAUUUGCAACCUAAAGCUAAAGUACUUACUAUGGUUAUUGAAAAAAUAGUAGAUAGAGAUGCCUGCCUACUUCCUGGCUACUUACUGAUAAAUGAACUUAUAAAAUCAUAUCCUGAAUGUCCACACUGGUGUCUAUCAUCACUAUUUUCAAAUUAUAUAGAUAGCUUUAGAGAUCUUGUCCAAAUGGUCACAAUUGUAGGUAUGUCUGAAAUGCGGCCAGUAGUAGAACACAGCGGAUAUCCGCCAGAGCAUCUGAUGAAUCCGUGGAAGUUAGAUCCAAUAACUCUGAAAUUAAGUUUGAAAGGUAUACUACCAUAUCCUCCUGAACUUUUAGAAAAGCAAACUGGAUUAUUGAGAUAUGUAUUAGAACAGCCUUAUAGUAGGGAUAUGGUUUGCGGUAUGAUGGGCUUGCAAAAACAACAUAAAAUGAGGUGUGCUGCUUUGGAAGAGCAAUUAGUUGAACUUCUGAUAAUGGCAUUAGAGAGGACAGAAAGCGAAAGUGACGAGUCUGCGACACAAAGAUUGUGGCUUCAUUUAUCAUCACAACUUAUAUAUUUUGUAUUGUUUCAAUUUGCAAGUUUUCCAAAUAUUGUGAUGUCUUUAAGGUCAAGAUUACAAGGUAGGGAUUUCAAAAAAGGCAGGGACGACCUUAUGUGGGUGUUGCUCCAAUUCAUAUCAGGUUCGAUCCAAAGAAAUCCAUUGGCCAAUGUCCUUCCAGUCCUUAAACUUUACGAUCUCCUAUUUCCUGAGCAAGAAUCGACCUUGCCUAUUCCCGAUCUCAAAAAUCCAAAGUGCACCCGACAGAUGGCCAUGAUCUGUAUUUGGAUACACCUCAUGAAGAAAGCCCAACAGGAAGGUUCUAAUAUCGUUUGGCCAGUUCCACCGAAACUUCGAAUACAUUACGACUUCCUGCAACAUUUAGUUUCUCCGAACAACCAAUCAUUAGCAAUGGGAAAUGACUUCAGGAUUACUUUACUGUGCAAUGCGUAUUCUACAAGUGGUGACUACUUCAGUAAACCAAUGGCGGCGUUGGUAGAGACUGUACAGGGUGGACCCACCAGUCCACCAACGGCGCCUUUGAGCAUGGCGGUUUUAGAUUCUUUAACGGUCCAUGCGAAGAUGAGUCUCAUUCACAGUAUUGUCACUUAUGUCAUAAAACUGGCUCAGGCUAAAUCUCAGAUGCCACUGGCUCCAGCUCUAGUUGAGACUUACAGUCGUCUUUUAGUUUACACCGAAAUCGAAUCGUUAGGUAUAAAGGGAUUCAUUGUUCAAUUGCUCCCAACCGUUUAUAAGUCACAUGCCUGGGGUACGCUCUAUACCCUCUUGGAAAUGUUCAGCUACAGAAUACAUCACAUACAGCCCCACUACAGGGUUCAAUUACUGAGCCAUUUACACUCACUGGCAGCAGUGCCGCAGGCAAAUCAGACCCAGUUACAUCUGUGUGUUGAAUCGACUGCCCUGAGGCUUAUCACAGGUCUGGGAAGUGGAGAGGUUCAACCCGAACUGUCCAGGUUCUUGAGCGAACAGAAGUCUCUAGUAUCCCAGGAGUCUGAAGAACUGAACAGGGCCUUGGUUCUGACGCUUGCCAGAGCUACUCACGUUACAGGUGCAGAUGGAACGUGGUGCAACGAGCUCCUAUCCACGAUAGCCCAAAGCACUCCUCAUGCAUGGGGUCCGCACACUCUGGACUGUUUUCCAAGGCCACUUGCCGAAUUCUUCGCUCAGCACCCAGUGCCGAAGGAGAACAAACAGCAACUCAAGAAAGCGGUGGAGGAAGAAUAUAGAAAAUGGGCCUCCAUGAACAAUGAAAACGACAUGAUGACUCAUUUUGGUGUUGCUGGGGCUCCACCGUUGUUCUUGUGUUUGCUUUGGAAGAUGCUGCUUGAAACCGAUCAUAUCAGUCCGAUUGCUUAUAAGAUUUUAGAGCGGAUUGGAGCCAGAGCCCUAUCAGCCCACCUGAGGAAGUUCUGCGACUGCCUAGUCUUCGAAUUCACCAAUUCCCCAGGAGGCCAACAUGUGAACAAAUGCGUAGACACUAUCAAUGACAUGAUAUGGAAAUAUAAUAUUGUAACUCUGGAUCGCCUGGUACUAUGUCUGGCCCUUCGAAUGCAGGAAGGCAGUGAGGCUCAAGUUUGCUCUUUCAUCAUACAGUUGGUUAUCCUGAAAGCUUCAGAGUUCAGGAACAGGGUGCAGGAUUUUGUUAAGGAUAAUUCACGGGACCAUUGGAACCAAACAAAUUGGCACGAGAAACACUUGGAGUUCCAUCGGAAAUACCCCGAGAAAUUUGCCCCUGAAGAACAAUCAAGCGGAUACAACCCAUACUUUGGCAAUGUAUGUCUCAGGUUUCUUCCUGUACUGGACAUAGUCGUCCAUAGGUUUCUGGAGAUAAUACCGGUCAAGAAGAGCCUGGAGAUUAUACUAGAACAUAUCGGGUGUCUCUAUAAGUUCCAUGAUCGUCCCAUGACUUACCUGUACAACACUCUCCAUUACUACGAGAAGAUUUUGAGAGACCGACCACCUUUGAAGAGAAGACUGGUGGCUGCAGUCCUCGGAUCGUUGAAAGAAACCUUGUCGGAGCCUUAUCAGAUUUUCUUGAAGCGUGGGGCUGACGAAGUCUGGGUGCCAGAAUUGGAUUAUUAUAUUCAAUUGGUGAAGAGAGUUGUUGAUACUAUGAAUGGUACUUUGGUGAAUACAACGACCGAUUGGAGAUUCAACGAGUUCCCGAAUGCUGGGGCCCACAUGCUGUACACGACUUGUGUUGAACUUAUGGCUUUGUCUGUAGGUGCCACUGCCGUGGCCAAUGGUUUGUUGGAUGUUGUGUUGAAGGGUUAUGUAUUGAUACCGCAAGCUGAUAUACAUCAAUGGAUCAACGCAAUUGGCUUGAUAUUGGCAGCCUUACCUAUGAGCUAUUGGAGUGUACUUCAUGAUCGGCUUAUUCAAACCAUGGGUAAUCUGACAAGCUGGCCAUUUGAUUGUAGCGUUUUCCGGUUAUUCGACUUCAAUGAAACCCACAAUGGACUGCUUCAUAACGAAUUCAGCUAUUCUAUAGCGCUGGCCCAUUCUGUGUGGCAUCACGCCGGUCCAGGUCAAAUUGCCAGCGUUCCCAAAUGGGUCAAAGACAACCUUUCCAGUGUCGUCUUCUCAGAAGAACAAUUAUUGUUUGUUUAUCAUCUGGUUAGUCCUUUCUUACAGAGAUUCAGCAUGAAUGUGGUGAAGGACUUGACCCUCACCCUGUACGAGCUGCUGGCACAAGUGGAUAAUACACAGAAAGAACUGAAAUAUGUGGAUCCAAUUUGCGAUCUUUUGUACCAUAUAAAGUAUAUGUUUGUCGGUGAUUUUAUGAAGAAAGAGUUAGAGGCUGUUGUCAGAAAGAUGAGGCAAAUGUUGCAAGUUAGGUUGAGGUUUAUUGCCCAUUUGACUAAGGAGGAAGUCACUUCUUGAAAUUGUGUUUUUUAUAUUUUGUGAUUUUUUUAAAAAGAUUUUAUUUUAAAUAGAUUAAUGAAAAGUA
This is a messenger RNA of Harmonia axyridis, 4251 nucleotides long. RefSeq names its product mediator of RNA polymerase II transcription subunit 23 (gene MED23). The record is from RefSeq and is a predicted model, not a curated record. Bases 294 to 4184 code for a protein of 1296 amino acids. The transcript has 9 exons. Gene Ontology annotation, cellular component: mediator complex; transcription regulator complex. Lineage: Eukaryota; Metazoa; Arthropoda; Insecta; Coleoptera; Coccinellidae. Gene Ontology annotation, biological process: positive regulation of gene expression; regulation of transcription by RNA polymerase II.